CACAGUGGAUAAGGGAUCAGCUUCAAAUUCUUCUUGGAUGAAGAACACAACAGACACACUCUUCCUGCCAUGAUUCUCUCCCUUCAUCUCUAAUUCUGUUCCAUUUCUCCACUUCAGAAGUUCCAACUCCUUCAUCAAUGGCCUCCAAGAUUCUCCCUCAGGCCGUGUUUUCCAUUCCGAGAACCCCCAACCAAUGCGCGCCGAGGAAAUUAGGGUUUUGUUCCGCAAUUUAUGGUAACCGGCUUUCGUUUUCUACUCUUUCCUCGAGUUCAAUCGGCUGCCAUUUUCACCAUGCCGUUGCGGGGCCGGUGAAACGGACUUUUGUUGUGAGAGCUGAGGCAAAUUCUGAAGCGGAAGCGGCGGAAGAAGCUCCCGAAGUUGAAGUAGAAGGAGUAGUGGAAUCUGAUGCUCAGCCUGAGGAGGUGAAACCGCCGAGAAAACCUCGAGUUAAGCUUGGGGAUGUAAUGGGGAUACUUAAUAAGCGGGCAGUUGAGGCAUCAGAGAAGGAAAGGCCGAUUCCAGACAUUAGAACUGGUGAUAUUGUGGAAAUUAAACUGGAAGUUCCAGAAAAUAGGCGUAGGCUUUCUGUUUAUAGAGGAAUUGUGAUAUCAAAACAAAAUGCUGGCAUCCACACAACGAUUAGAAUUCGAAGAAUUAUUGCUGGUGUAGGUGUGGAGAUUGUAUUUCCACUGUACUCACCAAACAUCAAAGAACUUAAAGUGGUAAGCCACAGGAAGGUGAGGAGGGCAAGGUUAUAUUAUUUGAGAGACAAACUACCAAGACUCUCUACUUUCAAGUGAAACACCCCAAUGGCAUCUCCUUACACUUUUCCCUUCCCUGUUUUUUCAUUGAACGUGGAUGUGUUGUAUGUUGUUAUAAUUCAUUUUUGUGUAUUGACGCUAUUCCCCUCCUUCAUUAACAUUUAGUAGUCUAAUGAUAUAUGAGCAGCAGGGGUGUAAUGAAAGAUAUUGUCUUGGAUUCGCUAGCUCGCACCAUGUUCCCAAGCUUCUUUGCCAUGCUGAUGCCAUUAUCUUGGCUUCUUCUCA
Messenger RNA from Cucurbita pepo subsp. pepo (vegetable marrow), 1046 nucleotides. Its product is annotated as Ribosomal protein L19 family protein. NCBI's taxonomy places the organism in Eukaryota, Viridiplantae, Streptophyta, Magnoliopsida, Cucurbitales, Cucurbitaceae. The record is from RefSeq and is a predicted model, not a curated record. Gene Ontology annotation, biological process: translation. Gene Ontology annotation, cellular component: ribosome. Gene Ontology annotation, molecular function: structural constituent of ribosome.